AACAGGAUAACUGAGUGAAUACUCACUCCUGAGUGACUUCAGUCUGUAAACAAGCUCAAUAACAAGCAUGGAAAAUAAAUCAGUGUAUGAUUUCUCUGUUGAGACUCUGGAUGGACAUCAGGUUCCACUCAGCAGUUUCAGGGGUAAAGUGCUUCUCAUCGUCAAUGUUGCCACUUUCUGAGGGUCAACUAUAGAGGAGUACCACCGAAUGAAUGCACUGAUGGAAAUGUUUGGCAACCACAACUUCACUGUUUUGGGAUUCCCUUGCAACCAGUUUGGUCUUCAGUCACCUGAAGUUAAUCAUGAAAUGCUCAGUAUUUUGACAUAUGUGAGACCUGGUGGUGGGUUUGUGCCAAAGUUUCCAAUCUUUGGAAAGGUUGAGGUGAAUGGACUAAACGAAGAGCCUCUUUUCACCUUUCUAAAGGAAAAUCUGCCAUUUGUGAAUCCUCUUAUUGGCGAAACAAAGAAGCUUUUCUGGUCCCCAAUCAAAGUCAAUGACAUAAGGUGGAAUUUUGAGAGGUUUCUCAUUACUGCAGAUGGGAUUCCCUUCAGAAGGUACGAACUACACUGCCCAUUUGAAAAUGUGGAAAAGGACAUAGCAGACCUUCUCUGACAUGUUUUGUUCAGUCUGUGACCAGUGGCAAUAUGAUGAUCCCUCAGCAAAUGUACAUGUGCACCUGAGCUCGAUCUGAUGUGAAGACAAGUCUGCCUCAGAGCUUGGUGCAUUCACUCUGAGAGCAAGCUCCCUUCAGCCAGUGGAGUGUUUUUUCCAAUUUUUCUCAAAUGGGGUGGUGUAUGCUGAUCUAAAUAGAAAAUCUGAAUAAAACAUUGCAAAAUUAUA
This is a messenger RNA of Menidia menidia (Atlantic silverside), 841 nucleotides long. The record is from the annotation of a GenBank genome assembly. NCBI's taxonomy places the organism in Eukaryota, Metazoa, Chordata, Actinopteri, Atheriniformes, Atherinopsidae.